CUCCUUGCGAUCUAUCACCAUGUCUAAACGGAGGAACUUGUUCCGCAUCAUCAGGAUCGACUUUCACCUGUAGUUGUGUUAGCGGGUUUACCGGGGAUACGUGUGAAACAAACGCUCCUUGCGAUCUAUCACCAUGUCUAAACGGAGGAACUUGUUCCGCAUCAUCAGGAUCGACUUUCACCUGUAGUUGUGUUAGCGGUUUUACCGGGGAUACGUGUGAAACAAACGCUCCUUGCGAUCUAUCACCAUGUCUAAACGGAGGAACUUGUUCCGCAUCAUCAGGAUCGACUUUCACCUGUAGUUGUGUUAGCGGGUUUACCGGGGAUACGUGUGAAACAAUUGUUGUUACGGAUACGCUUGUCUGCGGUUUUGAGACAGGCGAAAUGGAUUGUCCAUUUACGAAUGCUGCCAACGAUGAUUAUGAAUGGGAAGACGAAGAGGGAAGUAUAAAUAAUGGACCUAUCGGAGCACAAGAAGGAACUGGAUUUAUAUCUCUAGCCUCUGAUGGCACUCGCUCUUUCGGAUAUGCCAUGUUAACGGCUGAACUAGAAACUG
This is a messenger RNA of Mizuhopecten yessoensis (Yesso scallop), 555 nucleotides long. RefSeq names its product neurogenic locus notch homolog protein 1-like. Gene Ontology annotation, cellular component: plasma membrane; protein-containing complex. The transcript has 5 exons. The record is from RefSeq and is a predicted model, not a curated record. Gene Ontology annotation, molecular function: calcium ion binding. Gene Ontology annotation, biological process: establishment or maintenance of epithelial cell apical/basal polarity; heterophilic cell-cell adhesion. NCBI's taxonomy places the organism in Eukaryota, Metazoa, Mollusca, Bivalvia, Pectinida, Pectinidae. The annotation marks the transcript as partial.